Molecule: messenger RNA, 1359 nt
Organism: Dioscorea cayenensis subsp. rotundata (Guinea yam)
Lineage: Eukaryota; Viridiplantae; Streptophyta; Magnoliopsida; Dioscoreales; Dioscoreaceae
Product: polynucleotide 5'-hydroxyl-kinase NOL9
Exons: 9
Coding region: 61-1203 (380 amino acids)
Biological process (GO): cleavage in ITS2 between 5.8S rRNA and LSU-rRNA of tricistronic rRNA transcript (SSU-rRNA, 5.8S rRNA, LSU-rRNA)
Cellular component (GO): nucleus
Molecular function (GO): polynucleotide 5'-hydroxyl-kinase activity
Source: RefSeq, a predicted model, not a curated record
AAAUCCAGGCCAUUAUCGGAUCCAAUAGCUUAUCGUCGCCGGCUAAUCUUCCAAUAUGUCAUGCUAAUGGGAGAGAACGACGGCGCUGGGUCGGCGCCGGUGAUCAUACCGCCUUCGUGGGAGGAGGCGGCGGAGUUCAUCGCUCGAGAGGGAGACACAGCGCCGCCACCAAUUGCUGUCGUCUGUGGCCCUAAGAACAGCGGCAAAUCCACCUUCUCUCGAUAUCUCCUCAACACUCUUCUCUCACGGUAUAAAAAAGUUGGUUAUUUGGACACUGAUGUUGGACAACCCGAGUUCUUUUUGCCUGGAUGUUUGUCAGUUCAUAUAAUAGAUGAACGCAUAUCAGAUUUGAGGAGUUGGAGUUUAAAAUCACCAGACAGGUGCUGUUUUUUCGGAGAUGUUUCUUCAAAGAGGGAUCCACAGGCUUAUUUAGGACAUGUUAGAGGCUUAUAUGACAAUUUCCUUGGAGAGCAUUAUAAAUUCUAUGAGAAACAAGCAUUGCCUCUAAUUAUUAACACACCUGGUUGGGUGAAAGGUACUGGUUAUGAUCUGUUGGUUGAGAUGUUGAAGUACAUUAGUCCCACCCAUGUUGUGCAAGUACGCAUCUCUGCUGAGAGUAAGAAUCUUCCAAAAGGCGCAUUUUGGUUGGAUGGCGAACAUUAUGGAUCCCUUCAUUUGAUAGACAUCUAUUCAGCACGCACAGAUUUUUUUAAUCAGUCGGUGUUAACUCGAAAGGAUGCUGGCACCUUGCGUGAUCGUCGCCUUUUUGAAUACUUCAAACUUUGUUUUCCCAGUGAUUUGGAUAUCAAAACAAACAAGGACCUUGCAUAUGCAUUGGCUUCUCUUUGUCCCUAUGAAGUUCCAUUUUCCAGAAUUAAAGUGAAGCACCUCCAUUGUCAAGUUCCAAAUAGCGAAGUCUUCCAUAGUCUAAAUGCGACAAUUGUUGGCUUGGCGAUUAAUUCCGGAAAGCCUCCAUCAUCCUUCUCACAACAGUGUGUUGGACUUGGUAUUGUGAGGGGUAUAGACGUUAAAAACGAUCGAAUUUAUGUUAUCACACCUGUCCCUAUACACAAUCUGCAAAAGGUUGACCUUCUUCUGCAAGGUUUGAUUGAAAUCCCGACCGGUUUCUUGCAGGUUCGGCGAUGUUUAUCACCGUACAUGGCCACAAAUGUUCUGCACAAACUACCUGAGAAAGACGAAUAGAAUGUCGAAUUUUUGAUGUGGCAAGAAAAGAAGAAAUUAAGCACUGUUGUUUCUUGAUUUGAGUUCAUCUGUUUGGAAAACUUAGAUAUCUGAUCUUGUGAAUUCUUUUUAUUGGUUUUAUGUUUUAUUUGAAAUGAAAAUCAAUUUUGUUGCUCA